AUGGCGGGUAGCGAGUUCAAGGCAAAGGCACUGGACUUUUGCUCUUUUGUCAACGCUUCUCCUACACCAUUCCACGCCGUUUCAUCUGUUCGCAAGCGUCUUAUCGAAGCUGGGUUCCAAGAGAUCAAGGAGAAACACUCUUGGUCUUCAGUAUGCAAGCCUGGUGGCAAGUACUACCUGACUAGAAAUGGCUCUACCAUCAUUGCUUUCGCCAUUGGACGGAAAUGGAAGCCGGGCAACUCUAUAUCUAUGGUCGGUGCCCAUACCGAUUCACCAUGUCUGAGAGUGAAGCCUGUUUCAAAGAAACAAGCAGAAGGCUUCGUUCAAAUAGGCGUGGAAACGUAUGGAGGCGGUCUCUGGCAUACUUGGUUUGACCGCGACCUUAGUAUUGCCGGCCGGGUUAUGGCAAGAAACAAGGACGGUUCCAUUUCUUCGCAGCUCUUCCAUAUCGAUCGCCCAAUUCUUCGAAUUCCUACUUUGGCAAUUCAUCUCGAUCGUCAAGAGACAUUCACAUUCAACAAAGAAACUCAAUUGUUUCCCAUCGCAGGCUUAGUAGAAGCUGAACUAGCUAGAGUGGGAGGCAGCCAGGCCAACUCGGAGCUGCCCAAGAAUGACAAUGAUAGUAACCCUCCUGGCCCCCUGCGAAGCAUCACGCAGCGUCAUCACCCAUAUCUCGUUGAAACUAUGGCGUCUGAACUUUCCAUUCUGCCGGAGGACAUCGUUGACUUCGAGGUCCUUCUCUAUGACACCCAGAAAGCUUGCCUUGGCGGCCUUCUUGAUGAAUUCAUCUUCUCUGCCCGGCUUGAUAACCUUGGCAUGUCCUACUGCACGACUAUGGGUUUCAUAGAAUCUUUAUCAUCAUCUUCCGCCCUAGAUGACGAGUCAUCAAUUCGCCUGAUUGCCCUCUUUGACCACGAGGAGAUUGGCAGCAGGACUGCCCAAGGCGCCGACUCCAACGCUCUCCCCGCAAUUCUGCGACGCCUUUCCUGCCUCCCCUCUCCUGGAGCGGACCCCACCUCUACUACUUACGAACAGUCUCUUUCAACCUCCUUUUUGAUUUCUGCCGACAUGGCCCACUCCGUCAACCCAAAUUAUGCUUUCAAAUAUGAAAAUGAACACAAGCCAGAAAUGAAUAAGGGCCCUGUCAUCAAAAUCAACGCCAACGCCCGCUAUGCUACCAACUCCCCCGGAAUUGUGCUAUUGCAGGAGUCUGCUCGUCUGGCAGCCAAGUCUGACAAAGAUGGUGUCGUCCCGCUUCAAUUAUUUGUAGUCCGCAACGAUUCUCCCUGCGGUAGCACAAUUGGUCCGAUGUUGUCUGCGGCGUUGGGUACUCGAACAUUGGAUUUGGGUAAUCCGCAAUUGAGCAUGCAUAGUAUUCGAGAAACAGGCGGCUCAAAGGACAUUCACUAUGCCGUUGAGCUUUUUAGGAGCUUUUUUGAAAAUUACUCCAAUUUAUCAACGAAGAUCUUCGUGGAUUAA
This is a messenger RNA of Ophidiomyces ophidiicola, 1479 nucleotides long. RefSeq lists its product as uncharacterized. Gene Ontology annotation, cellular component: fungal-type vacuole. Lineage: Eukaryota; Fungi; Ascomycota; Eurotiomycetes; Onygenales; Onygenaceae. Gene Ontology annotation, molecular function: zinc ion binding; metalloaminopeptidase activity. Gene Ontology annotation, biological process: proteolysis. The record is from RefSeq and is a predicted model, not a curated record. The transcript has 6 exons. The coding region runs from base 1 to 1479 and encodes 492 amino acids.